AUGCCACUCUUCUCCCGCUCCACCCCGGCAACCACCGAAACUACAACAACGACCCAUCACCGCGGCACCUCUCCAAAACGCUCAUCCACGCUCUUCCGCCGCCGCUCGCCAACCCCACCACCAGUAGCCCACUCCUCCACCCACAACUUCCUGCACAGAAAUGAAGAUGCUUCCAUCAUUACCGCGCGAGAACGCGUUAUCGCUGCGGAACGCAGUGAGAAAGAGGCGGAUCGCGCGCUGAUUCAGGCGAGGGUCGCGGUUAAGGAGGCCAGGGAACAUGUUAAGCGUAUUGAGAGGGAGGCGAAGGAGGAUGCGAGACGCGCGCAGCUUAAGGCGGAGCAGGCGAAGAGUUUGGGGAAGAGAGAGAGGGCUUUGGGUCGACAUGGACAUUAA
Messenger RNA from Glarea lozoyensis ATCC 20868, 393 nucleotides. RefSeq lists its product as uncharacterized. The transcript is spliced from 2 exons. Lineage: Eukaryota; Fungi; Ascomycota; Leotiomycetes; Helotiales; Helotiaceae. The coding region runs from base 1 to 393 and encodes 130 amino acids. The record is from RefSeq and is a predicted model, not a curated record.